This is a messenger RNA of Rotaria sp. Silwood1, 576 nucleotides long. Lineage: Eukaryota; Metazoa; Rotifera; Eurotatoria; Philodinida; Philodinidae. The record is from the annotation of a GenBank genome assembly.
CACCCACACCACCCACACCCACACCCUCCAUUGAAAAUAGGCGGUAUGUUGAUGAUUACCAUCAUGAUAAUAUAAGAAAAAUUUAUUUUAGGACCAGGUCACAUUGUUCAAAUUGAUGAAUCAUGUUUUGGAAAACGGAAAUAUCAACGUGGUCGUUUAUUGAACAGUCAAUGGGUCUUUGGUGGUAUUGAUAUCGUCACAAAACAAUGUUUUGCAGUACCAGUUGAUAAUCGUGAGGCAGCUACAUUAUUACCAAUAAUUCAAGAAUAUGUUUUACCAGAUACAACUAUUCAUUCAGAUGAGUGGAAAGCAUAUCACAAUCUCGGAAGAAAUCCAGAUUAUGUUCAUUUAACAGUCAAUCAUUCAUUGAAUUUCGUUGAUCGAACUACCGGUGUACAUACCCAGAAAAUUGAAAAUACCUGGAUGUUGGUCAAACGUAAACAUAAAAAACAAGUUGGAUUUUCUCGAACUUUAUUGGAAUCUUAUUUAAAGGAAUUUAUGUGGCGUCAAGAAUUUGGUGAUAAACCUUUGAAAAGCUUAGUUUUACAAAUUAAUACAUUGUAUCCUGUGGUUUAA